Molecule: messenger RNA, 2035 nt
Organism: Photinus pyralis (common eastern firefly)
Lineage: Eukaryota; Metazoa; Arthropoda; Insecta; Coleoptera; Lampyridae
Product: laccase-9-like
Exons: 6
Coding region: 237-1976 (579 amino acids)
Biological process (GO): iron ion transport
Cellular component (GO): plasma membrane
Molecular function (GO): copper ion binding; oxidoreductase activity
Source: RefSeq, a predicted model, not a curated record
GGUAGAAAGUCUUCCUUCCUCUACCAUUUAAUGGUUCAAACCGUUGCCUGAUUAAAGUGUAAUGAAUUAGUGUACCCGCGUAAGUAGUUGGACAAUGGCCAUAAAUGCUGAUGUUGUACUAUUGCAUUUUUAACUUGGAGAAAUCAAAGCGAAUGACGAACAAUGCUUUGAUCAAAUACCUUUAACGUUAACCGUGCAUAAUUAAUAAGUGCAUUCACGCAAAUUCGUUAACAAAAAUGUAUGCGGUGCAAAAUGUGUUGGUGCGAACUCUUAUCGUGCUGGGGAUGGGGGUUGCUGUCGUUACGAUUUUGUACUUCACCCCCACACCAGAUCAAAUUUUUCUCAACUGUAACCGACCUUGCCACGAUCUGGAUUGGCCAAUGAUCUGCAGAAUCAAACUCACAUUAGAAAACUACAACACCAUCCAGAGGUUUCAAUGGCGCUCGAACAACUGCAGCCUAGAAGAUGAUCUCCAAACCACCGUAAUCGCAGUAAAUCGCCAACUACCCGGCCCAACAAUCCACGUGUGCCAAAAUGACAUUCUCGUCGUCGAUGUGAUAAACAGAAUUCCCGGCCAAAGCGUGACGAUCCACUGGCGCGGGCAGCCGCAGGUCGAGGCCCCGAUGAUGGACGGCGUCCCGAUGGUUACCCAGUGCCCAAUCUCGAGUUACACCACGUUCCAGUACAAAUUUAGGGCGUCUAUGCCCGGAACGCACAUAUGGCACGCGCACGCCGGCGCCAAAUUCUCGGACGGAAUUUUCGGCGCCCUGGUAGUGAACCAGGCGGGAAAACUCGACCCGUUAAAAAACCUCUACGAUGCCGACGAGGUUCUCGUCAUUUCGGAGAGGAACGUUGAACUUUCCACAGACGCGUCCAGAUCGUUGAUGAUAAACGGAAAAGCUGCGCGUGAACACGUAAUCAGGGUCGAUUGGGGGAAAAGGUAUCGGUUUAGGGCGAUUUACUCAGGCGGAAGCGCUAGCUGUCCAGUUACAGUGUCGGUCGAUAAACAUCCGCUCAACGUUGUGGCGCUGGAUGGUUACGCAAUUAACCCGCAGAAAGUCACUUCUGUUAGUUUUUCAAAGGGCGAACGAGUAGAUUUCGUCGUGUCAACCAAGCAAGAGCCGAAGAGCUACUUUUUGAAAGUCACCUCGGAAUGUGCCGUGACCGCUGAAGCAGCCAUUAAGUACAAAAGUAUGGCGAACGAUGCGCUUCAACGUUACUACCCUAAGAGCCCACCCGUAGAUUUACGAAUGGAAACCGCCGCUUGCGAAUCAUCAGUGGACAGAGUGUGUAUUAAUGGUAUUCAAUCGUUGGAGAAUAUUCCAUCGGACUUAGUGAAGAAAGUGGACGAGACAGUGUUCUUGGGUUUUGACUAUAAGAGUGUCCACGGUUCAAACGAUACACAGAAAGUGUACAGAAUGAACAACCUUACAUUCACUUAUCCCUCUUCUCCUUUACUCACUCAAAAGGGAGACGUGAACAAAGCAAGCAUUUGCAGUUCCGCAACGAAACCAAGACAGUGUAAGGAUAUGGAGAUAUGCGAAUGUGUUCACAUUGAACAGAUUACUCUGGGUGCAUCAGUCGAGCUAGUAUUCGCCGAUUUGGGGAGCGACGCUCAGGAGGCCGUUUUUCAUUUACACGGUUACCGAUUUUACGUGGUUGGGUACAAGCAGUUUAAGAAAGCACCAAAUCUUGACCAUUUGAAAGGAUUAAAUGAUCAAGGAUUGUUACUGAAGAGAAAUUUUGCAAAACCUGUGAUAAAGGACACUGUACGUGUUCCGAAAAAUGGAGUGGUUGUCGUAAGGUUUAUUGCGAAUAAUCCAGGUUAUUGGAUGAUAAGGGAUGAGCACUCGGAGCAGUGGUCGAGAGGAAUGGACGUUGUUCUCCAAGUGGGUGGUACCUGUGAUAUGGUUACGAAACCAAACAAUUUUCCUACCUGUGGUAGUUGGACUGGUCCUGAUUUUUUCCUAGUUUAGUUUAAAGUUAAUGUUAAAUAAAAGCUUCCACGGGCACCUUUUAUUGGUGCUAGACUAUU